Dentiscutata erythropus is the source of this 457-nucleotide messenger RNA. The record is from the annotation of a GenBank genome assembly. NCBI's taxonomy places the organism in Eukaryota, Fungi, Glomeromycota, Glomeromycetes, Diversisporales, Gigasporaceae.
CGAAGGUCUUCCAAAAAACCUCCAUGUGCAGUUUUCAAAAAAAAAAAAGACACGGUUUUAUGGCUCUGCAAUUACAGGAACCCACGCAACAAUCUAUGAAGUGAGAAUAAACAAGCGGUGGGCUAUUGAAGACCCACAUAAAAGAAAGUUUAAUGAUAUGAAUUCUCCCGGAAUAGCUGAAUUCGUUAGGUAUUCUCGAAGACUGCAUAGUAGCAGAGAAAGAUUUCCAUCACAGGACUUAAUGGCUAAUGCAAUAAAUUUAAAGAAUAAAGAAGGUAUGACUCCGUGCAGUGGUUGGCAGCAUAGUGCGGGAAAUAAGUUCUCGCAUAGUCUCGCCCAAGUAGGCGUGGGUGUGCAACUUACUCUGAGCAAUGUUCUGUGGGUAGGUUUAAUUGGCUCACCUGGGAGAUACGAAUUCUCUUGGGUCUGCUGGACUCGAUGGCUUACCGGAGGAUAA